UUAAUUCUUAAAUAUUUCAAUCAACUUUUGUAUGAUUAUUAUGAUGACUAAUUUUGUGUUGGUGAUGACAACAGUAACAAUUUCGUAUGUCGUGACUUACACCAGUGCUCAGUACUGUAACCUGGAAAGCUGCAAUGACAGGGGAACCCGGAAGGAGCACACCCUUUGCGCUUACACUCCCCAAAACAAGUGCAAAGAUGGCAUCUCAAGUGGAUUGAGUGGAGAUGAGAAAAAAGCAAUCGUAGAGUUGCACAAUGAACUGAGACGGAAAGUAGCUAGUGGACAAGAAAUACGUGGAAAUCCGGGACCACAACGAAAAUUACAAAACGGAAAAAUGGCCAAUUUGAAGUGGGACGAAGAAAUCGCUAAGAUUGCACAACAUUGGGCCGAUCAAUGCCAGAUAAAGCACGACGCGUGCAGAAAUACACCAAAAGAUUACGUCGGCCAAAAUAUCGGGUACAAAGGAACGACAAUGGAUAUUAAAAAUAGUGUGAUUUUAAUUAAAGAAUUGGUUAAAAAAUGGUACGACGAGGUGGUCAACUUCGACGGGCGUACGUCAAAGUUCGUCUCUGGAAAACAGAAUGGCAAAACCGUCGGUCACUACACGCAAAUCGUUUGGGCCGAAACGACAAGAAUAGGUUGCGGGGCCGUUAAAUACAAGACGGUGUACAAGAACAUGGGGAUGAAUAAUCUCCUUCUCGUCUGCAACUACGCACCGGGUGGUAACAUCGUGGGCAGUCUGAUUUACUGAUUUACUGACAGUCACGAGUUAAAGUGCAUUUAAAUAUUGUGAAAAGUAUAUUGAAGUGAAUAAAUAAAUACACCAUUCCUAAUCCAAAACCGAA
Copidosoma floridanum is the source of this 845-nucleotide messenger RNA. RefSeq names its product venom allergen 3-like. Gene Ontology annotation, cellular component: extracellular region. Lineage: Eukaryota; Metazoa; Arthropoda; Insecta; Hymenoptera; Encyrtidae. The record is from RefSeq and is a predicted model, not a curated record.